Salvia miltiorrhiza (redroot sage) is the source of this 739-nucleotide messenger RNA. RefSeq names its product 14 kDa proline-rich protein DC2.15-like. NCBI's taxonomy places the organism in Eukaryota, Viridiplantae, Streptophyta, Magnoliopsida, Lamiales, Lamiaceae. The coding region runs from base 154 to 564 and encodes 136 amino acids. The transcript has a single exon. The record is from RefSeq and is a predicted model, not a curated record.
AAUUUGCCGACCAAUGUUUCACAUGUCUUAAUUAAGAUUGCCUAUCCAACAUAUUCUUGCUGUCAUUCCAUCUCUAUAUAUACCCUUACAGUGAAUCUUUCAAUCCACCAAUACAAGAAAAGCAAAAUAUCCUUAUCUAGAAUUCUUGAUCCGAUGGAUUCGAAGAAACUCUCCUCCUCUCUCCUCUUUCUCACCAUUAACCUUAUGUUCUUCUCCCUAGUGAGUGGCUGUUACAUUUGUAACAACCCGAACCCGAAACCAACUCCGAACCCUAACCCUAACCCUAAUCCUACCCCGGCAAAAGGGAACUGCCCAAGGGAUGCCCUAAAGCUAGGCAUAUGUGCUAAGCUACUAAAUGGUAGCAUCGGGGCUGAAAUAGGCAACCCGCCGGACCACCCUUGCUGCUCAGCCCUCGGCGGUCUAUUGGAUCUCGAAGCCGCCCUUUGCCUUUGCACUGCAUUGAAAGCUAACAUUCUUGGAAUCAACUUGAACAUUCCAAUUUCAUUGAGCUUGCUCAUCAACACUUGUGGCAAGACUCUCCCUAAGGAUUUCAUUUGUGCUUAAUUAGCUAGUUCUUUACUCAAUUAAUGUUCGGUGUUUCGAUUAAUGUUGUACCUUUUUUAUUUAGUUUUUAAUUCUCAUUGCAGCAGUAGCUGCGCGCUGAGGGGCUCCUUCUCUUUGUAAUGUGGUUGUUUAUGGAUUAUUCAAUUUGAGAUUCAAUGUUGGCUUUUUGAAGAAA